Messenger RNA from Procambarus clarkii (red swamp crayfish), 2610 nucleotides. Lineage: Eukaryota; Metazoa; Arthropoda; Malacostraca; Decapoda; Cambaridae. The record is from RefSeq and is a predicted model, not a curated record.
AUGGCAGGCAGGUGGGGGGUGACCGUCACUGCGCCAGUCUUGGAAGCUCUUGACAGUGUCUUGGCCGCUCGCUCCCUGUGGCAAGGAACACCUGUCCUCAGGAGACUACACCCUCGGGAGUCGGGUGUGUGCUGGGUGAGGCAGUGACUAUAAGCUCCAAGUGACCAACAGUGACUGCCUGCUACCUCCAUUGACCAGCAGUGAUUGCCUGUAACCUUCAGGGAACUGCGGUGACUGUGAAUUGACCAACAGUCUAAACCGGAUCAGCCUUAAUCAUCAUGGCUGAGGAAGAUGGAUUUCCCGUUAUGAAGAAUGACAGGUUGUUGCGGGCUGCCCGGGGAGAAGAUGUAGACGUGGUUCCUGUGUGGGCAAUGAGGCAAGCUGGACGAUACCUACCUGAAUUUCGAGAAGAACGUGCAAAAUGUGAUUUCUUCACAAUGUGUCAGACACCUGAAUUGUCAUGCAAGGUGACUCUUCAGCCUCUGAAUAGAUUUCCCUUGGAUGCUGCUAUUAUUUUCUCCGAUAUUCUAGUGAUCCCACAAGCACUCGGAAUGGAAGUAGAAAUGCGAGCUGGUGAGGGUCCUGUCUUCCCAUCUCCUCUCCGUGGCCCGGAAGAUCUGGCCAAGCUUGCAUCACCAGCAGAUGUGUGUUCCAAGCUUCAGUAUGUGUUUGAUGCCCUCACUCUUACACGUAAGAAGCUUGAGGGAAAAGCUCCCCUUAUUGGCUUUAGUGGUGCUCCGGUAAGUGUUUUAUGGAUUGACAACUCCAAAAUGCUGCGUCAACACAGGAAGGAAGUAUAUCUCUCCCAGGCCAAAAUUAUUGCAGAGUUGGACAAGAAAGUGUUGCUUAGUAAUGAGAAGAAACAUUUAUCAUUCAUUGAUCAUGAACUUCAGCCCUCAAGUGGGAAUUCUGACUUGGAAAAGGACAGUAUCAAUGAUGAACUACCUGUACUCAGUUGCAGCAUGGGUGGCUGCGUGGGUGGAGCCACACCACACGCUCCCGACAUUGAAUUGGAGGAAGUGACUAGGAAACUGAACAGGAAGAUGUACCACUUGAAAAUCAAUUCAUCUCGGGAUAUAGUGGAAUCUGAGGCACCGGGUGACUCGGCAGUUAUUCGAGCAUAUGUAUCAUUAUUAAACUGUAGAAAGACGUGGGAAGUUGACUUCGAGAAAGUAGCAUGCACCAGCCUUGGUCUCUGUGGCAGUACUGAGGCUCUCUCUGCCAGGAGGGAUGCAAACAAUUUUAUUACAAGUUGGUGUCUGUUUACUGGAGUCGUGAGGAACAGGAUGCGAGUCCAAUGUACCCACGCGAGUUUUGAAUCUUACUACUGUAUGUACUGUACUAACAAACAUCACAUGUUGGGCAGCACACCCACUUUCCCCAUGAUAUCACGGGUUGCACAGUACAAUGCAAAACUUAAUAAUUUAUAUAGUUUCAUGUCUAUUUCAAAAUGCAUGAGUUAUGUUCAUACUUUCACUAUACUUAAUUGCAACUUUAUCUUUCAGUUGCUACAGGUGUUCGAGUCCCAUGCAGAGCAUCUAGGACCAAAUUUAUUCCAAGAGUUUUCCUUGCCAUAUUUGAAACAAAUAUGUGAUGAGGUUAAGGAGCGUGUCUUGAAGCUUGGCUUGAAAGAUAUUCCUAUGACAGUGUUUCCCAAGGGUGGCCACUAUGCACUCAAGGACCUUGCUGCUCUGAAGUACGAGGUCAUUGGCAUUGAUUGGACGGUGGAUCCUGUCUUAGCGCGGAAAAUUGUGGGCCCAAAUAAAACACUUCAAGGAAACUUGGAUCCAUGUGCUCUUUAUGCAGAUAAGAAACACAUUGAUACAGCCGUGAAAGAAAUGGUGGAGAAGUUUGGAAGGGAGCGCUACAUUGCUAACCUAGGCCAUGGGAUGUAUCCUGAUAUGGAUCCAGAACACUUGGCUGCAUUUGUUGAAGCUGUUCAUAAAUACUCAAAGAAAUGAUCAAAGCUAUGUGCCUAACAUUGUACAUUGUUGUAAAUCAUUACAAGAUUAGCAGUGAUAUUAAGACGUAAGUAAAAAGAAGUAGUUGCUAGGGAAACAAAUGUCUGAACCCCACAGACUGGCUGCUUGACCUGGGAUGUUGGUGCUCUGAAACCUAGUUUAUUAGGUACUAUUUUGAAGGUGUUAAUAACUUUCCCUCUUGUGCACAGUUAGAAGUCUUGACAAUUUCCCUUAGGUGGUGAAAAAGACUUGAAACAUUGUUUAGUGUUGUUGAUAUUAAAUAAGGAUUCUUUCACACAUUUUAGCUGCUCUGUGUGAUAUUGUGUGUUCAAACAAGCUUUAAACCAGUACCAAGUCUUAAGGGAUUUUAAGUAUUUCCAACCAAAUGCACAAGGUUUUUCAACUUUCUGUAAAUUUGUCAAAAUACUGUACUUCCUUUGUAAAUGGCACACUACAAAGUCUUCCUAGAAGAUAUCUUAUAGUGAGCAUUUUUUACACCUGUAUAUGCCAAGAACACACGGCUUAUGUACUUCAUUAUGUCAUUCCAUUCUAACUAGGCGUGUUUUUAUCAAAUUUCCUAGGGCAAUUUUUUUUAACUCGGUGAAACAAUGAAUAGUUCUAUUUACUCUUUAAUAAAAUUGAAAAAUCA